AUGGACAAAUUUUUGAAACCAGACAAGUUUGAUGGUGAUCCGAAUUCUCCAACAGCUCUACAAGAAUGGAACUUCUGGCUAAAGACUUUUGAGAAUUUCAUCGCAUCUUUUGACGAAGAAGACAUCGAUGAUGAAAAUAAAGCUAAACGGCUUCUAACAGCAAAGACCUUUCCUUUGACUUCUGAAGCUAUAGCUGACUUCAAUCAACUCAAAACUGAGAUUUCUAAGGCAGUAGUUAGUACAAUUGACGACUUUGAACCUUUUGUGGUUGAAACAGAUGCAUCUGAUUUUUCAAUUUCAGCUGUCCUAUCACAGUGUGGACGUCCAGUAGCAUUCUUUUCUCAGAAGCUGGAUGAUAGUGAGCGUAAACAUUCAUCCUUUGAAAAAGAGGCUUUUGCUAUUGUGUGCUCUUAA
Molecule: messenger RNA, 414 nt
Organism: Nilaparvata lugens (brown planthopper)
Lineage: Eukaryota; Metazoa; Arthropoda; Insecta; Hemiptera; Delphacidae
Exons: 2
Coding region: 1-414 (137 amino acids)
Source: RefSeq, a predicted model, not a curated record